AUGUUCAACAGUCUGGCAGCACCGCGUUUAGGCGCGCCUUCAAAGGUUUCUGGCAACACCAAUGCAAUAGCGUCGAGGGCCCAGAAUGAUGACACUCUGGAGCUGGAAGACAUCCUCAGCCAGCCGGUGAAGGACAGGGAGCGCUUCGCGGCCUUCAUGAUGCGCAAGUUGGCCGAGAACAAGCCGCCGCCGAACGCCAAUCUCUUUGGAAACUUCAAGAUCGAUUUUGACCUGGAUUUUGAGCUGCCACUGAUCAAGAAGUCCCAGCCCAAGGCCAAAGUACCAGAAGUACAGCCCCUACGCGAGUUGGCCAGUGCACCCGAGCAAUGCAAUAAUCCGCCUGUGGACCAGGCCACCAAUGAGAAUCAGCCGCCGCUAACCUCGCCCACAUUGUCGCCCAAUCAUCGUCGCUCCUUGCGCCGCAGCGGAAACGUUCCGGGCUCCGACAAACUACGUCGCCAUGCCAUCCGCCGACGAUCCCGCAGCUGCGGACGCCAACUGCUCCCAGAAUUCGAAGAGGCCAUUAACCUCACCCGCAGCCUAUCCAGUCCCGUGGACUUUGUCCCAGAAAUAAGCAGCACUCCCUGCGCAGAGAAACCUAAAGAUGUGGAUAAGAAAACAGUCGGGAACGCAACUGAAAAACCAGAAAAGCCAGCAGAGAAACCAGCGGAAAAAUGUAACCAGCCAGUGGAGAAGCCACCGGCCAGGACUUCCGUAUUUGCCGCUGAACUUAAACAAAUCUGCGAAGAACGGCGGAAUUCAUUUCGCAACAAUGUCAUGCAGCUGGACAUUUGUGGUCGCUCACCGCAGUCACGCCCCUCAACUCCACCUUCGUCAUCUGCGGCGGGUCUGCGACGUACCUACACCAUGGAAAAAGGUCCAGCUCCGGGACAGCUACUGCUUUCGCCUUCGCAUCGGAGUGUCACAUCACCAGUGGUGAUCAAAUCACCAGUGGUGAAGGUAAAGCGAAUCGCCAGUGAGGUCAUAGUGCCCGAAACACCACAACGACCAAGUCACGAGCCUGCCUGGCAAUCGCAGCCACAACCUGAGUUUGUGGUGCCGGAAACACAGCCGCAGGAUCUGGGUGAGCUGGUCCAGACUCUUUCGCGGAAUGCCAGCGGACCAAUUGUGGUGAUCAAUGCAGCCAAUCCAAAUGUGAGUGUGAGACGGGACUCAGCACAGGUACAAAAUGUUCCGACUUCUCCAGUUGCAUCUCCUGCUAAAAGUUUCGCCGCUGCCUCUUCCCCCAAACCGAAAGCACAAACUUCGCGGGUCGUAGAAAAUCAAGAUGCCAUCAUGACCGACGACGAAAGCGACGAACAGCCCAGCACUGCGCCAUUGAAUCUAGCACCGCCGGGCGGCAAUACAACCCGCCAGCGACGCUUGCGCAGUAGCAAUCGGGCUCGAGUUAUUUCCGAAGCUCAGGAGAGUUCUAUGCGCCUGCUUAACCUCCACCGAUCGGACAAUGCCAAGAAGUCUAGGCCCCGCAUGACGGCUAUACCGCUGAAUAAGGCCCCUAGUGCUCCCAUUAAUGGCGAGCAGUUCGCCAACGAACUGGCCCGCAUGAGCAACUACGAGAUUUUGGAUCUGCGCAAGCGCCUCUCGUUGAACGAGGUAGUUCCUCUUAAUGGGCAAAAGCGCCGUUCGGAGAAGCUUAUUCAACAGGAGCUGCUGCGAAGAAAUAUGAUGGACGAGGCCGACGGAUUGCCCCGAAAACCAUCCUCUUCUGAUGAUUCCGAGGAGGAGUAUUUGCCAAAGCCGCGAAGAACACGCAGUCAUCGACGGAGCAGCAACGAACGAACGCAGAACGGCCGAUCGCGCUCUAAGCGACGGGAACUUCCAAUGACGGAGGAGCUAAAGAACUAUUUGGGACUUUCCAGCACAAUGGAAAUUCGACGAAAGCUAUCCAGGGAAGGCAAGCGAAGCCUGUACACAAAGGGGGACUCCAAUGUCGAGGAUUACGAUUCGUCAUCGCCGGUAAAGCUGCCUAGGCUAAGCAGAAGCAUUCAAAUUGUUCCGCCUCCUCCCGCUUCCUUGCGCUAUUCACAAUCGCUGCAAAAUCUUCGCCGCAGCAGCAAAUUUGAUUUCGAUGAUGUCGUGAUGGCUGCGCCUCCUGGUUUUCAUAAUACCAGGAAUAGUGAUACCAUUGAAAUCGCUCCACCCCCUCCCGAGUAUGGUGUAAAUACACGAAACAAAGGCACAAUUGGACGGAAGAGCCAUAAGGAGGAUCUUCUUCCACCCCCAACGGAGUACGAGGAACAUAGUGCAGCCAGACUUUCUAGGCAAUCCAUUUCGUCUGGACGAAAGACAAAGGAGAACGAAUUGGUUCCACCUCCUAUCGAAUAUAUUGAACAACCAGAAUGCGAAGGAAUCGGGGAAGAAAUUUGCAAUGACGAGCCACAGUUUAAUUUGAAGGCGAAACAGAGUGGACAAAAGUCGAAUAGAGAGUCAGUAGUGCCACCUCCAUUGGAAUAUAUUACCCAAGCGGAGAACGAUGGAGAAAUCGAAGAGGAUCGCAACUGUGAACAACCAAGAAAGUCGCAGAAAAAUACAAACAAAAUUCUGCAGUCCAAACCGACUGAUCAAAGUACAAAAGACAAAGCAGAGCACACUGAUCCACCGGAGCCACCGGAAAAUGGCGAUGACGAUAGUGGAAGCGAUGUUGAGCAACCAAGGAGGUUAAGGAGCAGGGGAAAUAAAUCGGAGCACAUCAAGCCGAGUGGACAAAAGGCAAAGAAAAACGGAGUCGUUUCAGUUCCAUUCGAAAAUAAUGGAACCCCAAAUUACGUUGAAGACGAGGAUGAAGUAAGAAACUCGGAGGGCAGAGGCGAAAAAUCCCUGCAGAAUCUCACUAAAGCAAAGGCCCAAAAGGAUAAUGUGGUUCCACUUACAUUAGAAUGUAUUAAAGGUCCCAAUGAUAAAGCUUCAGAAUCGAUAUCGACAACAAGUGCCAGUGAAUCUUCGUCUGGUAAAAAGAAACGUAAUCAAAAGAGUGUAUCCAAGUCCCAGAAUCUCUCAAAUUACCAGAAAAGUAUGGAAGCUGAUGAAGUAUUUACUGGUAAUUCAACGACUCGAGAGGAUGAAGUUAUUGAAAAAUCAGAGCACAUGGAAUCUCUACGCGUAAAUACUCCCACACCUCCGCUUGAUCCAAAGUCAAGUGAUGGGACCACCAACAACCGAUCUGUCCUUGAGGAUUCUUUGGCCGACGAUGUGCCCAGCACGAGUCGAGCGGCUCUGGAAGCUCUGCAUCGUAGUCAAAAAAUGUCAAGGAAUCAGGCGAAAUCCCAGGAAGUGUCGAACGCUGAGGUGGUGUUUAAGAAACCAUUGGCGCCCGCACCUCGGGCAAAAUAUAAGAAAUUGAGGUCCGAGGUAGAUAGUUUAAAGCUGUCCAAGAUCACGGUGGAUAUGGAGGAUACCUCUGGCAUUAGGCGUUCCAAGCGAGGUCAAGUUCCACUUCAGAUGAAUUGGUGCCAUACAAUGGAUCCUAGGCAGUUUAGCUUCAUGCAAGAUUUUACAGAAGCUCCUAACAAAAAGUCAAAGGAGAAAAAAACCAAUCUGAGUAAAACGAAGAAAGCGAGUGCCACAAAACCGAAGAAAGCUGUGCGGGACAACUCAGUGGCUGACCGUGGACCAUUGUGCAGCAGUACGCCGCGAAAUGUCGAAAAGGGAACGGAGGCAAAGCAAAACUCCGAGUCUCUUGGAAUCAGCCCCUUGGCGUGGGAAGAUACAGAAGUGCAAACGGUGGUUGAAAAGGUAGCCAAGAAAAGAGGGCGAAAAAAGAAGCCAGAGGAAGUUGUACAAACUGAAACACAGCCUGAGCCGGAACCGGAGCCAAUGGUAUCUUUGGCUACUCCCCUCAGAAGCAACCAGGAAGAGGUCACGGCAUCUUGCGUAACUCCCUUCAGAAACGAUCACGAGACGGUAGCGGAGCCAGAGCCCAUUGUACCACCGGUAGCUCCUAUCAGAGAUGAACAGGAGGAAGCCUCCAUUCAACUGAUGCACUGGCUGCGAGGCGUCGGCGAGGCCCAACCCACUCCUAGUAUGUCGGAUGAAAACGCGAGUGUCUCUCCUGCAAACGAUUUGGUUUUCAGUCAGGUAGAUGGUAUUGACUACGCUUUCUACAAUACGAAGGAAAGGGCAACGUUGGGAUAUAUGCGAUUCCAGCCCCACCAGACUCGCAACAAGAAGCGUGCGAAAGUUCACCCGCUGAAAUUCAUUGUGCAAUUCGGUGAGUUUGCCGUGCAGACAAUGGCCGAGGGCGAGGAAGAGGAAGUUCAUGCAAUCCUACGUGUUGGCGACAUGAUUGAAGUGGAUAAGGGCUCCAAAUAUAGUAUUCAAAACGCGAUAGAUGAUGUGAGUGUUCUGAUGGUUAUACGCAGUUAAGAAUGGUUUUGUAUUUCAUAGACUUAGAAGAGGGCUGAAUUAUAUUUUUUACG
Drosophila takahashii is the source of this 4436-nucleotide messenger RNA. NCBI's taxonomy places the organism in Eukaryota, Metazoa, Arthropoda, Insecta, Diptera, Drosophilidae. The record is from RefSeq and is a predicted model, not a curated record.